Molecule: messenger RNA, 744 nt
Organism: Malus domestica (apple)
Lineage: Eukaryota; Viridiplantae; Streptophyta; Magnoliopsida; Rosales; Rosaceae
Cellular component (GO): plasma membrane
Source: RefSeq, a predicted model, not a curated record
AUGGGAAUGGCAAAGUCUUCCUCCGCCGGACGGCUUUGUAAAAUUGUUUUCUUCUGCUUCGUGGCGCUAUUGGCAAUCAUUCUCGCCACAGCCUUGGCGUGGACUUUAUUGCGUGACGCGAAGCUCAGCCCUGAAUUCCCUGAGUUCCGGGUCGACUUGGUAGCCGUGUCGCCGUGCCCACUCACCGCCACAUCCAGCAGCGACUACUUAACCGCCACGUGGGACUUGACGCUGGUUGCUAUAAAUCCCAACCGGAAGCUGGACUUUUAUUACGAGAACCUUCAAGCCGAUAUCUUCUACGGCGACGUCGACGACAAGGAAAGCGACAGCAAUCUCAAGCUGGGAACGGCGCCGUUGCCUCCCAUCUAUGUAAGUAAGAUGAACCAGACUACUCUUGAUUUCUCGGUGGUAAUGGCGAGGUCGUACGUCGGAACCGACACGGCCAACGAUAUAAUCAUCUCCUCCUCCUCUUCCUCCACCUCCCCAAGUUGUUAUGGGUCGGGGAGCCUGUGGCUGAAGCUGUUGGGUUUUUUUAGGUAUAAUACUACGUUGUUUGGAUUGGAUGCUUCCCAACUGACGCGCUUCUCUUGCGAUCUUUUCCCACCGAAUGGGACGGCGGGGCAGUCAAGGGCAUGCCGAGAUAAAGCAUCCAUACGAGUGACCUCUAACAUUGCAGUUGAAGUAGUGAAGUACCCACUUCUUUACGUGCAUAAGUUUCUUCAAGUUUCUCUACUUGAAAAGUAG